GAUCUAUCUGUACAAUAGUUCGAUUUUAUUUUGUAUAGUUAGUACUAAACGAGAACAAAACUAAAAGUCAAAAUGAACAAGAUUUUAUUAUUAGGAUUCCUCCUAUUCAGCAUAACGACAUGUAAUGGAGAUUCUGGCGCAACAUAUGGAGGUGGUGCUGCUGGUUCAUAUGGUGGUGGUUUGGCUGGUUCUUAUGGAGGUGGAAGCGCUGGUUCUUAUGGAGGUGCCUCAGCAUAUGGAGACGCGCAACUUGGUGUUGGCGUUGGAGCUGGUGCCGGUGGAGGUUUUGGUGUGGGAGUUGGACGCUAAUCCCAUUGAAUCGAAAUUAAUUUAAUGUUAUAUAAUGCCUAUAUAUACAUUAAUUAUUUGAAUACCACAGCAAACUAAUUAAUAAAU
This is a messenger RNA of Teleopsis dalmanni, 396 nucleotides long. RefSeq names its product glycine-rich cell wall structural protein-like. The transcript is spliced from 2 exons. NCBI's taxonomy places the organism in Eukaryota, Metazoa, Arthropoda, Insecta, Diptera, Diopsidae. Bases 73 to 309 code for a protein of 78 amino acids. The record is from RefSeq and is a predicted model, not a curated record.